Chrysemys picta bellii (western painted turtle) is the source of this 474-nucleotide messenger RNA. NCBI's taxonomy places the organism in Eukaryota, Metazoa, Chordata, Testudines, Emydidae. The record is from RefSeq and is a predicted model, not a curated record.
GUGUUCCUCGAGGUGCUGCCACGGUACCUGGGCUCAGCCCUGGAGCCCACGGGGGACCCCUGGGCUGCGCCCCCUGCCCGGCGGCGCAGCUCCUUCGCCAUCAUGCUCAAAGCCGAGGAGUACAUCCUCAAGAAGCCACGCAGCGAGAUCCUCUUUGAGCGUCAGGGCCAGCGCCAUGGGCUCAACAGGACCCCCGCCUGUGACAGGGUGGACGUCGGCGUCACCAGCACCUUGUACAAGAACCUGGCCAGCGCAGCCCCCGAGAUCCGGGCGUGCGUGGAGGCCUGCAACUUCAUCACACAGACCACGAGAGAGCAGAAUGCGAGCAGCGCGGUGAGUCCCACAUCAGCCUGCUCCAGAACCUGGGGGGCAGAUUGGGGCUGGAGCCCCCAACAGGGGAAAAUCCAUGGGUCCUAGCUCCUAUUCUGACUCUUAAUCUAUUCCACCAGCCCCCACUCCUCUCCCAGAGCCAGG